CCCGGCUCGCGGUGGCUGGGUUUCCCUGUGUGCGUCGGCUCCCGGGUGGCUGCCAGGCUGGGGGGACCCGCGCCCGCUCAGAGCCGAGGGGAUGGAGCCCGUGAGCGUUGGCAGCUGCAUCCUUGAGUAGGACUCCUCCUCCUCCCGCUCCCCUGCUUGGAGGACAUGCAACAGCACCUGGCCUGGAGAGAGCUGGAUUCUUGCAUGGUUGAUGUUAGUAGCACUCCAUGGGUGACUGUUUAGCCUGAGUCGAGCAAAUGCUCCCUUCAUUCCACGCAGAAGAGAGUGCUGACUUCACCGGACUUGUUCACCCAAAUGUUUCAGAUGAUAUCUGGCUCUGCAUUAAUUGUUUUUCUUGAAUGGCAUGUGGAACUUCAUAGAAGUCUGAAAUACUGUUUUGCGAACUAAAAGAAGCAGUAGGAAAGCAUGAUGGCUGACAAUAAAACAAAGUCCACUAAACCUGCAAACAAGACUCCUCCAAAGUCUCCUGCAGAUCCGGCAAAAGAGAGAGCAGCCAAAAGGCUAUCUUAUGAGUCAAACAGUUCCCAUGAAGGGGCCAUGGCAGCAGAGCUUAGCGCUCUAGAAGAGGCUUUUAGAAAAUUUGCCAUCCACGGAGAUACCAGAGCCACAGGAAAAGAACUGCAUGGGAAAAACUGGUCAAAAUUAUGUAAGGACUGUCAUGUGAUAGAUGGGAAGAAUGUGACAAUCACGGAUGUUGACAUCGUCUUCAGUAAAAUCAAGGGGAAAUCUUCUAGGACGAUUACUUUUGAUCAAUUUAAGGAAGCUCUUCAAGAACUCUCCAAGAAACGAUUUAAAGACAAGAGCAAUGAGGAAGCAGUUCAAGAAAUACAUAAACUAAUCGAAGGAAAAGCCCCGAUCAUAUCUGGAGUAACGAAAACCAUUUCAUCUCCAACUGUAUCACGACUUACAGACACGUCAAAAUUCACUGGUUCCCACAAAGAGAGAUUUGAUCCAAGUGGGAAAGGAAGAGGCAAAGCAGGACGAGAAGACCUGGUUGACGCGUCGGGCUACGUGCCUGGGUACAAGCAUGCAGGCACAUAUGAUCAUAAAGUACAAGGAAGCAACCCUAGUUCACACGGCCGUUGAGAUCCUGACCUGAAGUCAAUGGGAUUUGCAUCAAGCCCAAAUUGAAGGCCAAGUCCUGCAAGUUGCUGAGCCCCAUCAACUCCUGUUGACUUCACUGUUCAUCACUAGGAAGCUGCCUCAGCUAGUGUGACAGGCUGUACCCACUCCUGCAGGGCGAGAUGUAGGAGCUGUCACGUCUUUGAAAUGCUGCUGAUCCCACAGAGUGUCAAGGCUUCAAAGAGUGCUGCUGUGCUCUACUGCUACACAAGUGUGGCAGGGCACAGAAAUGAAGAGAUUCAAAGUUGUGGCUCUGGGUGUUUGAGAAGCCUUACAACAUAAAGGAACUGACUGUGUACAGGAGUUCCAUGUUUGGAGAGUGUGCAGAUCCGGACCCUAAGGCUAGUGGGUGCAGGUUGCAGUUAGAUUUUCCCAGUUGGGGGUGGUCAGACAAUUAUUUAAUGAGAGUUGAUGUUGCAAGUCAAAAAGGUAGCUUUGCAACCAUUAAAACACAAAUUGUAGAAUCAUAGAAUAUCAGGGUUGGAAGGGACCUCAGGAGGUCAUCUAGUCCAACCCCCUGCUCAAAGCAGGACCUAAUCCCAACUAAAUCAACAUCAUAUGUCGUAAUACACAAAGUAAAUAUCCUUAAAUUCUAGUAAGUUCUCAAGCAGCAUUUUUCUUACGUUGCCUAUUGAUAAAUUUUGAUGAUUAUCUAUGGAAAUAUUUUCUGUUGGUUCGUGUGUGCGAUGACAUGGACGUUUACCAACAUAUAAAGAUAAAAAUUGAAUCCUUCCAAGCCCACCAAAGUUCCUACCAAAAGAAACAUGCUCUAAAAGGGCCUUAUCCAAAGAGCAUUGAAGUCAAUGGAAAGUCUCCUAUUGACUUCAAUAGGCUUUGGAUCAGGCCUUAAGAAAAUAACACCGACAGCAACAUUAUAGAUUGACAGAAGCAUUUAUAUGUUAAAUGCGUAUUUAUUUUAAUAUUUUUUCAAUUGUUAAUUUUUAAAAGCUAAAUAGAACAGGUGAAGAAAAGUUACUUUAAAAUGAGGGUGAAGAGGGGAGAUAGUAGGAAAGAAAAUCUUUUGUGUUAAGUCUUUUCUCUGCUGCUAACUGGAGGUGAGAACACAAAACAGACACUUACUUUCUCAGAUUCAGUGUCUACCUAGCCCUUACAAAGGUGCUCAGUGUGAGAAGGAUGCAAAGAGCCUGCCCCUUGUGUAGCCUGCAUGAGGGCCAGGCACAGUUGCAGCCCCUGCACUUGGAGAGCAGGGUGUGUGGAGGAUAACAGCCAUAUGUGUCGGAGGCAGCAGGCUGCACCCCAUUAAGCGGUGUAGUAGGUAUGCUUCUAUUGUGCAUCAUUACUCUAGGCAGGGUAAAUGGCAUGGUCCCGUGUCAGGAUUUGUGUACAUUGCAGGUUUUCUGCUUGUGAUCUUUUUCCAUGCAUCUAAGUCCGUUCCAUCUCACUGGGCAUUCACGUCAGUCUGAUUUGAAGCACCCAAUGCUUCUCAGUUCAUACACACACAAAAGUCACUGUACAAAUCUUGCAGUCCUCACCUUUUGUUUUCAUUUAUAAUUUGAUUUUGCAUCCUUUGAAGUUCAUAGUAUUGAAACAUGACAAGAUACUUCAAAUGUGAUAUGGCAGAUAUCAAAAUCUGUAUUUUAAAAACAAAUCAAACACAAUUUAAAAAUAAAUUGCAUUCAUGGGCAUAGUUUGCAACUCGUCCCCCCCCCCCCCCAAACUGCAAGCUUGGGGCAGGCACUGUGGGCCUGACUGGAGCUGCCCUCUUCCCCCCAAAAUAUAGAAGUCAUACUAUGCCUACGAUUCCAUUAACACUAAGGCAGGGCCCAGUCCUGCAAAGCCUUACACUUGUGCUUAAUUUUACGCCCUGUGUGCAAAGUUAAGCACAUGCAUUGUUAGUCUUUUCAGGCUCAGGGCCCAAGAAAUUAAAGUGCUGACUGGGGGAAACAAAUCGAUUUUUAAAAAGUGAAGUUACACAAAAAUCAGAUUUGAUUCUUGCUUUAGUGCUAGUUUAAUAAAUGAUUUUUGAGUACAUGAUGUGCUUUAAUGUUUAGUCAGCAUAGUUCUCUCACGCUUUAGGAUUUCUUCCCUGUAAUCUCAUUUAUAUAAAGCAGUCAGUAAUGAAAGUUUUUGUCCUUUUAUUUAUGGCCAUGGAAGCUGUAACAGCCUUACGAUAUCACAUGCAUUUAAAAGGGCAAUUUUGCUUUAACAACUCUUCUGCAUGACCAAUUACAUGAUGAAUUGUAAUCAAAUAUUUUUAUGAGUCCAGAUUAAGUAAAUAUUUUACACAGGGGAGACUGGCCAGGAUAAAGCCACCAGAUUUAUAUUUGCAGUUCACCAAAAUUUCCUAGUAACUGUGUGGCUUCAGUAAGAGAUUUAUUGUUGGUUUUCUGUUUGGUAUCUUUAAACUCAAAAGCCUCUUCAUAGUUUUCAGCAGUUUAGGCAUUCCCAUCCAAAGAUCUUUUUGGCUAAAGCACGGCACCAGUGCAUUUUAUUGACUCUGUGUGGACAAGAAAACAUGCUGGGGUUAUAGAAGGCCUGAACCCUGAAUAAAUAUUUUGAACAAUGCUUGUUUUUUUCCCUCCAGUAGCUCUAUUAAUUUUUUUUAAUUUACAGCAUCUGACAUUUCAUUUCAUGCUUCAGAUCUAGAAGUAAUUUUUACUGACUUGGUUUGCAGUGCUGGUUGUACCUUCAUAUGUUUUUUCUAGAGACGCAUUAUCCUUCCCAAAACGUCUUAAAACUAAUUUGAAAAUCAAUUUUUAUUUCUUUUAGGCUAUUAACUGUUACAAAAUAAAGUUUGAUUCUUUGUGCCUCGGUGUGCAAUGCCGUACUGCUGUUCAAAGCAUAAUCCUGCCUUAUGGUGAUGUAUGUAUGUACUUGUUGGGGGCGUCUAUCUGUGUCCUGUUUGUAAUCCCGAAUAAGUGUUCUCUGCCCUCCAUUGGCCAAGAACCAUUUUGACCUCAUAAUAAGGAGAAAAUGUAAUGUUGUUGCAUGCAUUAGCACAUGCCCUCCAAACUAUUAGUCUUCGGUGUGUGCCAAAGUAACCACACCUUUUUGUACAUUCUAUUUGUAGUGCAAACUAUAAGUACUUUACUUACCCUGCCAAUUACUCAGUAGUGAGUAAUACUAUACACAAAAUUUGUACAUGUUUUGUAAGCAGGUGUGUACGUGUGUGUACCUACACUGUAGAUGUAACUAGUAUUUGUGCCAUCUGGGUGCUGAUCCAAAACUUAAAGCUAUUGGGGCCAAAUCCUGGCCCUCCCACCAAACCGGACCAGAGCUGUGUGGCUUGGCCUGGCUAUGACACUGCAAAGCCCUCUCCAUACAAUGGAGGACAGAAAUCCCGGUCAGGGCAGCUCUAUAGCUCCUGCACAGAUGUCUAACCCGUUCCUGGUUCUGGGGGGCCAUGUCCACAACUGUCCCUCACUGGACUACAUUGCAGGGCAGCUGCAGAGUAGAGGAGGUAACAUCACAGGAGCACUUCCUCCCUGAUGUUCCACUGGGAAAGGAAACAGCUGUCAGUCAGGGUGAGGACAGUAGGUCAUCAGAAUGGAUGCCCUCACAUGCCCCCGGGCAACAUUUUACAAUUAUCCAUGGCAGGGAGCCCCGAAUCAUACUCUGAGCUCUUUGGCCUCAUGCACUUUUGCACCCCUUUUUUUGUUAAGCAGGUCUGCAGUUACUGUACAGAACACUACACCAGGCCAGCCAUCCUCAGCAACAAUCAUGGGGUGGGGGGAGGACUAAUAAUGUGUCCUUUUACUCCUGUGGAACAGGGCUUGAGGUGUGGGCCCAUAAUUAUUACACAAGACCAAAAAGUAACGUUCAAAAUAUGAAACAUCAGUGCAGAGAGAUCAAACUCACACUAAACUCAUAAUAAAUGCUACAAGCCACAUAAUCAAACUGGGUGCCUCAGCUGGACACCUAAAUAAAUCCCACAUUGGCACUUGAUGCCCACAUGCCCAUUGGCGCACCCAAAUAUUUGAAAAUAGUGCCUAGACUGUUUUCAUAUUUUUAUCCAUAAAGCCAGCAAGAGACACUCUACCACCAUCACAAUCACUUGCUAGAUCCCCAAAGCAAUGGCAAUAUAAGAAGGAAGCUCUUGAAACUUUGACUUUCAAACUAGUGAUGGGGCAGCCUCCGAAGGUUUGGAUGUGCUGCAGACAGAACCUCCAUUGCCCAAGAACUGAUCAUGACAUCAGGAGCUGUGGGAAUACCGCAAGGACAGCUAUUUUUCAUAGUUUUCCAAUAUUUCCUCAUCUAUAUUGCUCUGAAGCCAGAGAGGUGGAUUUCAAAACAAGGUAAAAAGACAUGUCUAAUUUUAGUUUUUGUUAACCUUGAAAAAAGGAUUGGAAUUAGUUUGGGUUUUGGAUUAGCUCUUAUUUCAUUCAAACUACCUUCCUCUUUCCUGCUUAUGUGGGGUAAGUGGAUUUUUGCUAUAACACAAAGCAAUUUGAUUAAAAAUAAGGAAAAUAGCCGUGAGUACAUUUACUGGAUAUUGACACAUGCAUGGUAUUACUGAUGUGUUCUAAUGCCAUUCUGAAAUGGCUAUUAUACUGUACCAUCUUUUCUCAUGUAUACAGAUCUAUUUGGGCAAGUGUAAACAGUAUAUAAACAAAUGCCAAGAUUAUCCAAAGUUGCUGUCUAAAGUUAAGCUCCUAAAUUCCUAUUUAAGAUCCAAAUAACUGGCCUGAUUUUGAAAAGUGCUGAUCAUCCAGCACUCUCCACUGAAGUCAAUCACUCAUUGGUUGAUGAGUUCAUUUUUGAAAUAUAUGUAUAAGCAUCUGUUAACUUCCGGAAUAACUGAAAAGUACAUGGCACUUGAUGGAAGCCGUUUCCAUUGUACUGUUAAUGUUUUUCUGAAUAUAUGUUUUAAAGAGACCCGUCACUUAGUGGUUAUUUCAGCCAGUGUUCUUAAUAAUGCAUGCUCAAGAUUCAAUUACUUUUGAUUUUUAGUGCCACAUGAAUAAAGUUAUAUUCAAAUUAACUAAAAAUACAGCCUUGAAAAAAUAUACUCACGUGCCUCACAUAACUCUCCAUUUUAAUCAGGAGUUAUUCUAUGGAUGGUUUAAAAAAAAUGAGGAAAGACAGAAAGGUGAUCUACUUCCAGAUGAUGGUGCAUUAUUUCAGGUUCCAGUUUACAGUAGAUGAAUUUGUGUUGGUACUUGCUCAAGUGCUAUUUUAAACAAAGUAAUUUUAAAAAUGUGAAAUAGUUCAACUGUUAAAGACAGUUCGUGUUAAUAGAGCCAUCAAAUAUAGCUUUUUAUUUUUCUGUGGUAAAUUAUUCUUACUAACUAUAUAUACACACAUCUUUUAUAAAGGCCUUGUGUAAAAGCCUGGACACACACACAAGAACCUAAACCUGUUGACAAAGUACAUUCACUAAGCAAUGAAUUACAUAAAGUCACAAAGUCAAAGACAACAACAAAUUAUAGUAUAUAACAUGAGUGUGUUUUCUGUGUGCUGGAUUCAGAAUAUAUUAGCCUCAGCAGACGACUCAACUGGGAGGUUUUCCCCCAUAUUGCCAAUAGUAUAAGAUGGUCUGUUUGUCUCAAAAUGCUGCCGAUUAAAGAAAUGGUCAAUAAUGGGUAUAUAGGUUGAGGUUUAUCCUUACAAGAUUUAAUCAUGUCAUAAAUUUAAACAUCACCGGAAAAAUAUAUAUUUAUACAGAAGAGUAUUUUUUGAAUUCAGUUUCUGGGUGUUUUUUAUAAUUCAUUUUCAGCCAUGGCCAUUUAUUUAUGCAUAUUAUCCAUUGCUCUUUAAUUACAUCUUUUAUCUGUCUCAUCCUGUUCCAAUAUACACAUCUGAUUUGGCUUAUAUUGUCUUGGAUCUACAUAUGUCUGGAUGUGCUUACUGCAGGACCUGCCCACUAGUGUGGAAGGAGAAUUGCUUUGGCUAGAGUAGUAGCGGCAAUCUGUGUUAGAUAGUUGUUUGCAACAUGGAGAUGGGUCUUGUUCUUGUUUUCCUUGGAGCCGUGUACAGCCUGAUAAGUAGCUAAAAUUAAUCUUAUCAUUUCUUGUUCCUGUUUUGUUAUGUCUUUCGUCUUGGCCCAGAAAACCAGGAAGCUGCUGUGUACUUAUGAUUACCUUUAUACUCAAUGUUUAGUAUUGCAAACAUUAACAUUCAUCUGUACUAGCAUACUGUGUCCACUGUGAAAUUUUCAACAUUGUAAAAACCUAAGAUCAUUUAACCUUACAAGUUUACUUUUUUCUGACUAAUUUAUCACUGAUUUUUUUUUCAUUAUUGCAAAUGAACAAUUUGAGUGUAGCAUUUCUUAAUUUUUACUGUAGUGGCUAAACAUACUGCGGUAUUUAACCUCUUGGUGAAGGGAGCCAGGCAUUUUUCAUUGCAGAAAACACUGGCAGAAAACAGAAUGCUGGCCCCACUGAAGUCCAUGGCAAAAGUCCCAUUGACAUCAAUGGGGGACAGGAUUUCAUCUGCUGGCUUUAAUGGCAGGAAAAAUGGACCCACCAGUGCGCCAAGGGGUUAGUAGCUAUGACAGAGGUUAGAGGGGAGCACAUCAGUGAUUCUCUGUUCCCAUAUCUUAGUUUCAUUUCAACUACUAUUCAAUCUAACAAAAAAAAUAAAGAAAGAAACUUGAAAGGGAAUCAUAUACUACUAGUUUGUACUAGGUUUUUUUUUCAGGAAAAAGGAAACAUAUAUAUAUGCAAUAUAUUUUUACACUGUUUAAUAAUGCUAUAAAGUAUUAAAUAUAUCACUUUAUCAGUGUGAAUGUUAAAGUAAUGACAAUGUUAUGGAUGUUUAAACCUUUUAAAGUUGUCUUGCUGAUUUCUAAAACCACAUUAACCAUGGACAAGCUACUUUGUCAAGUAAACAACAUUAUUCCUGAUGAUUAGAGGAAAAGUUUGAGUAUGGCAGUAGUCUGUUUAGCACUGUAAAAGCUUGGUUUGAAAACUUUUAGUAAAAUUCGUAUUGUAUACGCCAUUGUUUCUUAGGAGUAUUGCUUUUCAUAAUGUAUGUUAUUGCUACUGAUUGUAUAAAAUUGUAUCUUAAGUCGGUAAAGUGAUCAAUAAAUCUGUUAAUACAUGUUA
This is a messenger RNA of Malaclemys terrapin pileata, 8150 nucleotides long. It is a transcript of the gene TPPP, whose product is annotated as tubulin polymerization promoting protein. The transcript has 7 exons. Gene Ontology annotation, biological process: microtubule bundle formation; microtubule polymerization; positive regulation of protein polymerization. Lineage: Eukaryota; Metazoa; Chordata; Testudines; Emydidae. The record is from RefSeq and is a predicted model, not a curated record. Gene Ontology annotation, molecular function: heme binding; electron transfer activity; tubulin binding. Gene Ontology annotation, cellular component: microtubule. The coding region runs from base 427 to 1107 and encodes 226 amino acids.